Molecule: messenger RNA, 2310 nt
Organism: Gavialis gangeticus (Gharial)
Lineage: Eukaryota; Metazoa; Chordata; Crocodylia; Gavialidae
Gene: AP3M1
Product: adaptor related protein complex 3 mu 1 subunit
Exons: 9
Coding region: 81-1367 (428 amino acids)
Biological process (GO): intracellular protein transport; endocytosis
Cellular component (GO): clathrin adaptor complex; cytoplasmic vesicle
Source: RefSeq, a predicted model, not a curated record
ACUUUUUGCCCACCCCUGGUCUAAACUGUGAAAUGGGAAAACCAGACUUCUAUGCAAAAACCUAAACUGCAAUUUUGGUAAUGGCAAGUUGUUUCAUAGUAUUUCAGAAAAUGAUCCACAGUCUGUUUCUUAUAAACUGUUCUGGUGAUAUAUUCUUGGAGAAGCACUGGAAGAGCGUUGUGAGCCAAUCUGUGUGUGAUUAUUUCUUUGAAGCUCAGGAAAAAGCAGUCGAUGUUGAGAAUGUCCCCCCUGUCAUCUCAACGCCACACCACUACCUCAUCAGCAUCUACCGGGAUAAAAUCUUCUUUGUGUCUGUUAUACAGACAGAAGUGCCACCACUCUUUGUAAUUGAAUUCCUGCACCGCGUCGCAGAUACUUUUCAGGAUUAUUUUGGUGAGUGUUCCGAGACCGCGAUUAAGGACAAUGUGGUUAUUGUAUACGAGCUUCUAGAAGAAAUGUUAGACAAUGGCUUUCCACUGGCAACAGAAUCAAACAUCUUGAAAGAAUUGAUUAAGCCUCCCACAAUUUUGCGCUCUGUCGUCAACUCUAUCACAGGCAGCAGUAAUGUGGGAGACACACUUCCUACUGGACAGCUCUCCAACAUUCCUUGGCGCAGAGCCGGGGUAAAGUACACAAACAAUGAAGCCUAUUUCGAUGUCAUUGAAGAAAUAGAUGCAAUUAUAGAUAAAUCAGGUUCCACAGUCUUUGCAGAAAUUCAAGGUGUCAUUGAUUCCUGCAUUAAGCUGUCAGGAAUGCCAGAUCUUUCUCUCUCUUUCAUGAAUCCAAGGUUGCUGGAUGAUGUCAGCUUCCAUCCCUGCAUUCGUUUCAAACGCUGGGAGUCUGAAAGAGUCCUCUCGUUUAUUCCUCCAGAUGGAAACUUCAGAUUGAUCUCCUACCGUGUUAGCUCACAGAACUUAGUGGCAAUUCCUGUGUAUGUGAAGCACAUGAUAAGUUUUAAGGAGAACAGUUCUUCAGGGAGAUUUGAUGUUACAAUUGGACCUAAACAGAAUAUGGGGAAAACAGUGGAAGGAAUUGUUAUGACAGUCCACAUGCCAAAAGCUGUACUUAACAUGAAUCUUACCGCCUCACAAGGCAGCUAUACAUUUGAUCCAGUCACUAAAGUCUUAACAUGGGAUGUUGGCAAAAUUACCCCUCAAAAGCUGCCAAAUCUGAAGGGCAUCGUGAAUCUGCAGUCUGGAGCCCCCAAGCCAGAGGAGAAUCCCAGCCUAAACAUUCAGUUUAAGAUACAACAGCUAGCUAUUUCAGGGUUGAAAGUAAAUCGCCUGGACAUGUACGGAGAAAAAUACAAGCCUUUUAAAGGUGUCAAGUACAUCACUAAAGCAGGCAAAUUCCAAGUGAGGACAUGAGAAGGUGCCCAACUCCCAACAGGAAAUAAGAACAUUUUUCUUUUUUAAGUUGAAAAUUAUGACUGCUUAGUGACUUAAGUUGCUGUUAGGUGCUGGUUGAUUAAUAAGACACACUGACUAGUUUGUGCACAGCAGCUAUUCAAAUUGAAGUAUCAUUUGUUUUUUCUUAAAUAUGGCUUUAAAAUCGGAUGACUUUUUCUAACAGUUUCACUUUGUUUUUUUUAAUCAGUCCUUGGAUUCAAGAAUUGUUUUAGGAUGAAGUGGUCCACAGUCUGCCAUGAAAAAUACACUGCCAAAUAAGAUACCAAAGCCAGAAGGCUAAGCACAGGCCCUGCAGGCACACUGGAAACUCCUGUGGCCGCACACCUCAUUGCUGCAGCACUGGGAGAACGCUACACCAUCCUCACUGCCUGCCGCAAGUUCACAUUCCACAGCACAUCACGUGUUAGCUUCAGAAACAAAACGCAGCAGUGAGAAUGGGUAGUGGUUCCAGCCAAGCAUGAGUCAAAUUCAUCACUCCCCAGAGAGAUUUUUCUGAUAAAGAAAAAACUGUUUCUCAUGUUUACAAGGUACCGCCUUUCUUACAGAGUCUUUGCCUUAAUCAGCUUUCAUUUGUGCCAUCAGCAAGUGAGCUGAUCAAAUAACUUUCUGCAUCAAAUCCUGGGAAUGAUGGUUGCUUCAUUGAUUCACCUUGUUUCCAUUUCUCAUCUUACUUUGUAUUUUUUUAUAAAUCCAGUUGCAGAGAGGAAGGUCUAUUUUUAUGUCAAGCCUUAGCUUUGAUUUACACGUGCCACUUCUUUGAAGUGAAUGUUGCCAGACUUGUGUGCCACGUGUAUGUUGGAUUGUAGCUUUUAGAUAGCAACAUAGAAGAUGUCAAAUGUAAUUUAAAGGUUGUGUGCUUUAUUGUAACAAAAGAAUUAAAGGGAACUCUACUGCAAAUGCA